UGACAGCAGUGGAAACAUGGUAAAAGGACGCAAGUGGACAGUGCAGAGGCCUAAGCAGGAAGACGCGUCCUUUAGCUGUAACGUCAGCAAUGCCGUUAGCUGGGAGACUGCGGUGCAGGUCAUCACUGUGGAGCAGACACCUGUGGGAUGGAUGAUUGGAAUUGCUGUUGGUGGAAUUGCUACCGUCGUUGUUGCUGUCCUAUUUUGUAUCUGCUGCUGUAAAAAGCACAAAGGAGAAGCGCCAGAGAUCGAACCAUUAAAUUCGGAAGUGGAGAAUGGGCAAUGUCCUGCUGCUGAAGAUGUCACUGCUGCAGAGACCAGCUCACCCUGCCUCUAGCAGAGCAUAAUCUAGCUGUG
Molecule: messenger RNA, 357 nt
Organism: Engraulis encrasicolus (European anchovy)
Lineage: Eukaryota; Metazoa; Chordata; Actinopteri; Clupeiformes; Engraulidae
Product: T-cell surface antigen CD2-like
Exons: 3
Coding region: 17-337 (106 amino acids)
Source: RefSeq, a predicted model, not a curated record